AUGGAAUCUAGAAUUUCUUCUACCGAGUGGCCAUCUGUCGUUGUGCCAAGGGCAGUGCAGAGACUUCUAGACCAUUUUUUCUCCUUGAUGGAUACCAUGACUGAUGAGGCUGGGUCAAAGCUCACAACAGACAUCUUCACCAGUGAUGCUACAUUUAUUUCUUCCAGCGGGACUUUUAAGGGAUCUCUAGAGAUAAAGCAAUCCCGAGCGAAAGCGUGGGAACAUGUCACCUCUCGGUAUCACGAAAUUGUCAAAGUAUACUCUGCCACAGAGGAUGGUUCAGAUCUGUUGAUGAUUGGAAAUGCUGUAUUAGUACUUAAAAAUGGCAAGAAGGUCCAGGGAGACUUCCUUGGGAGGGCUCGGAUUGAGAGAAUCAACACACCGGACCCGAGGAUGAGCUUUUUUCAAGCCUGGGGAGAUACCGGCCCAAUGAUUAAGGCUAUGCAAGAGUCGUAA
Molecule: messenger RNA, 456 nt
Organism: Talaromyces proteolyticus
Lineage: Eukaryota; Fungi; Ascomycota; Eurotiomycetes; Eurotiales; Trichocomaceae
Exons: 3
Coding region: 1-456 (151 amino acids)
Source: RefSeq, a predicted model, not a curated record